Sorghum bicolor (sorghum) is the source of this 778-nucleotide messenger RNA. Its product is annotated as dirigent protein 1. NCBI's taxonomy places the organism in Eukaryota, Viridiplantae, Streptophyta, Magnoliopsida, Poales, Poaceae. Bases 59 to 556 code for a protein of 165 amino acids. The record is from RefSeq and is a predicted model, not a curated record. The transcript has a single exon.
CCACAACACAAACAUUAGCUUCUUGUGAAGGAAGAUCUCUAGCUAAUUUCCAUCAUCCAUGGCUUCCUGCAACAAGCAGCUCUCCUCCGUGUUGCUUGCUGUCCUCCUGGCGCUCGUCGCCGGCGGGGGCGCGGUGGUGGACGCUGAACACCUGCACUUGUACAUGCACGACGUGACGGGCGGUCCGUCCCCGACGGCGGUGCGGGUGGUGAACGCCCCGCGCGGCUACUUCGGCAACAUGUUCGUCAUCGACGACGCGCUGACGGAGGGCGCCUCGUCGUCGACCACCAGCAGGGUGGUGGGGCGCGCGCAGGGGUACUACAUGUGCGCGUCGGUGGCCAACCUGGAGCUGCUGGUCACCAUGAACGUGGUUCUCACGUCGGGCCCGUACGCCGGGAGCUCCGUCACCGUGGUGGGCCGCGACGACAUCAACGCGCCCGUGCGGGAGCUCUCGGUGGUCGGCGGCACCGGCCAGUUCAGGAUGGCGCGUGGCUACGUGCUCUGGAAGACGGUCACGCCCGAGAUUAUCGACCUCGAAAUCUUCGUCAACCCAUGAGACGAGAGGCGCCAAUGCAGCCGCCCGGUUUGCUUGUGCACAGAAGAAUAAUAUACGUACUGUCGGAUUCGGAAUCGGCAUGCAUGCAUGCAUGGCUACAUGCAUGUCCGGCCGUUUACCGAUACGUAUCUCACUUCGGUCGGCGAUAUAAUAAGCUUGUAUAUCUCCAUGGGUUGUAUCCUCGUCAUGUUAUGUUAUGACAUAUAAUACAUCUCUUCAGUU